Danaus chrysippus (African queen) is the source of this 453-nucleotide messenger RNA. Lineage: Eukaryota; Metazoa; Arthropoda; Insecta; Lepidoptera; Nymphalidae. The record is from the annotation of a GenBank genome assembly.
AUGUACAAUGGAAUUGGCUUAACAACACCGAGAGGAUCCGGAACGAACGGAUAUGUUCAAAGAAACUGGGCAUCAGUGAGGAAAACUAAAGAUUCUGUGAAUUACCGGACUGAGGAAGAGAUAUCGAAAUUGGACUCCGCUUCUAAUAAACAACCGAACCAGGAAAUAUUAGAUCAUGAAAGAAAAAGGAAAAUAGAAGUAAAAUGUGCGGAAUUAGAGGAUUCCCUCGAAGAACAGGGGUUGCCCAAGGAGGAAAUCGCUGCCAGAGUAGCUGCUUUCAGAGCUAAGCUGUCGGAAACGGGAGGAACUGAUAAAGAUUUACCUAAGGAUGAAUAUGGCAGAGUCGCGGUGCGCGCGUCGCGUGCUUCCUGUGUCGUCAGUAGCGCCGCCGGGCCGCCGCCGGCCGGACUACGAUGUAAUCCAACGCCCCACGCCUUGCUUGUCUUCCAUUAG